Messenger RNA from Ectocarpus sp. CCAP 1310/34, 461 nucleotides. The record is from the annotation of a GenBank genome assembly. Lineage: Eukaryota; Phaeophyceae; Ectocarpales; Ectocarpaceae.
AUGUACCUGUUUGCCAAGAACCCCAGCGCGGAGAGUGUGGAGGGGCGAAUCAAGAACUGGGGCGACAAGAUCAAGAAGCUUCAGCGGGUCAGUCUCUGGAUCACAGCGCCCCUGUCGCGAGCUCGAAACUCCGAAGGCGAGCAGAGUUACAGCACGGUGAAGUACGACAAAAUCUCCUGCAUCCGGGCGCGUCUGCGGUAGGGACUGUCACCUCAAAGAAUCACGCAGCUCAUUGGACGAGCUUGUGGAGAACGCCAACUCAUAAACCAUGACCGACCACCACGUUCAACCGUUGUUGUUACAUGUAGUAGCACCGACGGCGGAUUGUACUGUAAUUGUGGGCGUGGUGUCGACUAGAUAUCGACAGACUGCUGCUGUCGUCACCUUCUCCACGUAAGCAAUGCCAGCUGAAGUAAUUGCUUCCAAGUCCUCACGUGCAUCGUGUAUCUUCACGUACGUGC